UAACAGUUGCGGCCCGUGCGUGUGUGUGUGUGUGUGUUGGGGGGGGGGGGCGUUAAUCUCAGCGGCGCCACCUUAAAAAAACAGUCUCGCGGACCUGUCAAUCUAGACGAACCAGACAGACCCUGGCUGGCGGGCCAGCUGUGAGAGCCGCCUUCUGAUUGGCCGAGAGCUGUUUCCACCGUGAGACCUUGCCUCCUAUUGGCUAGAGCCCGUCGAGACACCGACGCGCACGAUGUCUCCCCUCUAUUGUUAUUGUGGCGUGCGUGAGACGAACGGACAGGAUGCACGAGGAGACAGUGAGGCUGAUAAAACGAUAAAAGCGAGAAACGGAGAGUUAAAUGGACGUUAGUUUGCUGUUUUAGGGGGUUUGAAGCUCAUGUAAGCGCGGAGGUCUGAUAUUCGGCGGUAAAUAACUCCAACAUCAGCUCUCCUCUGAACAUUAAACGGUACGGAUCUGUCUACAACACUUGAGACGAUCUUUCUGUCCAAGUUCCCCUCUCCUCUCCGGCUGAUGUGUAAGUACCGACCGUUUUCCUGCACCGUGUGAUUUUAGCUCCACAGACCGAGGAAACAACGACAGUAAACCGAGGAAAUACACAAACCCUCCUCUGCUGUCUCUGUGUUUCUCUUCUGUAGCCCCGUAUUUAACCAAUUACACACAUUUUCCUCUCCUUUACCUCUCUACACCCCCCUUUUUAUCAACUUAAACCAGACAGAAAUGUAAAUAAAUGACACGUAAAUGGUCUGAGGUGGUCCUUGAACAUAUUGAGACAGCAGACUUGGUGACGCAUGUUAACCUAAUGUGAUGUCAGUGAAGUGAAGGUAUGGGUUGUUUAAGGUAACGGUCCAUUUUAUCUCCCAUUUCUCCCGAUAAAUCACAUGAACUGCAGUUUAGAUGGAAAUAAGCUGUCUUCAGGGAUGUAUCUAACUGUAGGCAUUCAGGCCUGAAGGUAUGAAAAUCAUAAUGAAGGUGUGUUUAUAUAGAGACAUGGAUGAAGGUGUGGUGAGUCUGUGGUGUGUGUUGGUGAUGUAUGUAGCAACAGUUACAUGUAUGUGCCUUAAUGCAGUAUGUACGGUGGCCCUGAAGGUCAGCAGCACCAACAUGUGUGAUGCAAAAACAUCCAACUAAAUACAUGUGUGUGAAAUCAAACCUAAAGAAAUCAUCAGGAAAAUUCAAAUCAAGGCGGACACUGCAGAAAAGAAACACUUAGUGCAAAAAGUCAUUAAAAAUUUACAGAACCUUAGUAAUUUCAUAGAUGAAAAUUUCACUGAACAGGAAGAGUACCACAAAACACUUAGUAUAUUUCAUAAAAAGAAGAAAAAUUUCACAAAAUACUAAAAUAUUCAAUGAAAAACAACGUGUCACUUAGAAAAAAAUUACAUGAUAUGAAAUAACAUACUUUCAUUAGUGCAGAAACAUUUUACGGAUAAAUCAAAAGUAUUUCAUCAAACCAGAUUUUUUUUCAGAUGAAAUAUUCUGAUGAGUUAUUUAAGAUGUAACUGCUCUUUUUAAGAUCUUUUGUUACUGUCAUGUUUCAGUUUCUUGGAGUAUUCUUAGUUUUUCCAAAUUCCACAUUACAAAAUGCUUAAGUUUUGGGAAAAUGUUUUGUAUUGCAUUAUGUUUGUGUGUGUGUGAGUGUGUGUGUGUGUGUAUGUGUGUGUGUGUGUGUGUGUGUGUGUGUGUGUGUAAAAAUGCAUUUUAAAUAUGUAUUUUGUAUAAAUUAUUUUAUAUGAAAUAAUUGUGUAUAUCAUCAAACACUUUUGCAUUAUGUGAAAUAAUUUUUUGGCAUUUUAUUAAACAUUUUUGUGUUCUUGAAACAAAGUGAACUGUUUUUGGCAUUGAUGCAUAUAUUGUCUUUUUAGUGAAAUGUUUUAGGUGCUGAUUGAAAUUUGUUUACUUAGGUUUUUAAAUAUUUGUGCAGUUGACCCUCAGGGCCACCGUAUAUGCUGUUACAGAUCCAAUAAAAAGGUACAGACAGUCUGACUCCAUCUUUAGCAAGAAUCACAAGUUCUGUGCAAAACGAUGAGUUGUAAAUUUCUGUCCUCAAAUGACCCAGAGACAGUAUUAAUGUUAUGUUUAAGAGUUAAACAUGUGUGGGGUAAUAAAACAUUUAUCUGUGCAGAACUAUGUGGGACAUGCAUCUAUUUCCAUGCACAUUGAGUAUUUUUAAUUUAAGUAUGCCAUGAUUCUUAUUUUAAAGUUAUCUUGUUGCAUUUUCUGACCUUAUUCUGUGUGAUUUAAGAGCCAGAAUCAGUAUUUUGAAGUAUAUUUUAAAAACACCAACCCUGAAGCAGUAAUUCAGCACAGCAAGGGCAGAAACCAUGAAUACGAAAAGUGUUUUUAGUGAGUCUCUCACUGUAGAUGAAACCAAGGACAGCAUCAGGGUGUAAAAAUCAGCUGAUUUGGGUUUUUUUUCUUACCUUGUACAGGAGAAUUUUCUUAAUUUUACCUUCCUUUAGAUUUGAACCAUAAACUGCGUUCCCCUAACUCCCAGUCUUUGCUCUGCUUUCAGGGACUGAUUCGGAACUGGGCCAUCAUGAUGCCAGUGAACUUUCUGGUCACUCAUUGGCUGACCAACUUAACACCAGGUGAGCAACGCAAGGUAAACAUGUGUUACAGAAACAGAGACCGUGUCUGCUCAUUUAUCCACAGAGAUGAUUUUUCUAUGGAUCAAAAUUUAUUCAUCAGAAUCAUCUCUUUAUUUCCAAAUCUAAAGCACGACAAUAUAAAAGCAGACAGAGAAUUCAUGGAGCAGAGAGAUUUUUGUUUGGAUUACAAACAGCUCACUGUGUGUCCUCUGAUCUCAGACAUGGACUGAGAAACCUGCACUAGAGUCUGAAAGUCUGGGUCUGAAAAAUGAUAACGGUUUAAAAUGUUAACUACCUUUUGUUGCCAUGUGGAUGGGUGGAUGGAUUGUGGUCGUAGACCAACAGAUUGGUGGACAUUUUGUGAGCGUACUCACUGUAUGUCAUGUUUUUUUUUCUCGGCUUCUGUCCAGCUGUAAUUGAUUUAAAGAUGUCUUAUAUUGAAUCUAGUGAAUGAAAAAGGCUUUCUUGUCUUCUUUCGCUUAAAAAUUAAGGUUUUCACUUUUUAAUCUGACAGAUUUAAAGCAAAAUAAUCUCAGAACUGAAACUGAAAACUGGACUUUUAAUUUGAAAUGUGCCCUGAGUGAGAUAGCUCGUAUUUUUGGUUGCCCUCGUCCUUAAACUAAAUACAGAUGAUACUCUGUUGGACACUGUCUUAAAAUGAAGUUGUCUGGUUGCAUGUUCAGUUUGUUUUUCCCGCACAGAAGCACCACAGAUGAACUAUAAAUGUCACUCCCCUUAUGUAUCAUCCAGUUCACUGAGUAACAACAUCAUCUCAGCAUUUGUUGGUCUCAGUUUGGUUUUCUGUUGUUGUUGUCUUAUAGAAACUGCAUCCUUGAGAAAAGGUCAGCAGAGCCAAAACAGCCCCCUCAAACCUCCACGUAGAAUAAAUCAGAACUGUUCUCCGCUGCUUUACUGUCUGUUUAUGAGGCUCAGCUGCAGAUGUAACUCACUAUUCCACCAAUCUACAUACUGUUUAAAAGAAUAUGUAAACUUACGUCUGUAUCUAAUAAAAUCUUUUUAGUGUUUGUUCUCCUAGCUUAUAAAUUUAUGUAGCUGAAAGCAUAAAGAUACUCAUCUGCUUCAUUGUAUUAAGGCUUAUUCCCAGAUAAACCAGUCAUUGAUUGAGUCCUCAGCGUGUCUCAACCAUCAAGUCUGAAAAUCUUGGACAGUCAGAUGUCACCACUGUUACGGACUCACUCCCUGCCUCUCUGCUCGUACACAGAGACUACAGAGCAAAAAGUGAAUUUAAAGGUUCAUUCUGUCAAACAUCUUUCACUCAGACACCUGAUCAUCUAAACUUACUGCUAACUUCUCCACCUUUAAGAGAGCAACUGGAUCCUGCCUUGUUCACCAACAAACGCAAAAUCAUGCUUGAUUUUAUGUUUUGUUCUUCCCUGUACCCAGCUCACCUUUUUAAAUUGACUGUUUUUAUCUUUUAUUCUCAUUAAAGGAAGACGGCUGUCGCAGAUUCAUAUCCCCCAUAAACACCAUGAUACUUCCAACCUGAAGUGUUUACCAAUAUUAUACCUGUCCCUGACAAAUGAACCAAAAUAAUAAUCAAUAUAUUUAUUACAGUUGUAGCUAAUUAAAGAGACUUCUGUCUUUUAUCAAAUUAUUUUUUAACUUAUUUAAAAAAGUUACAUUUUUAAAAAUAAUUUGACACUAAUUAAUAAUUAUGUUUUUGCAUUUCUUUGAAUGUUUCUUUGUUUUAUCAAAUAUUCUUUGUUUGUGGGAAACUUUAAUGUUUACAAAGUAUCUGACUUUUAAUAUUUAUCAAAUAUUUUUGUUUGAAAUGUAAAUUUCAUGUAAAUUUUGGUGUUUUGUAAAAUGUAAAAAAAAAAAUUGUCACAGGUGAGAAUUCAUUUGUAGAUAUAAGUUUAUCCCCCUCACUAGAUGGAAACAUUCCCUCGUUCAGGAUAUUACUGUUAAACAGCCUCUUGGUUGACCUUUUACAUCACGGACCAGAACAAUUGACAGACACAUUAGGAGGAGGCAGACUGGUUUCAUUCAAACAAUGGAAAAUUUAUAUCUCUAUAUGUCAGAGAAUAUCAGUCUCAGACUCCAUGAGUUAGUCCACAUCUGAUGUCGGGCCGUUUUAGUUGGACUAACGUAUUUCAAAAGAAGCUCCAGUCGGACUGACAUGAUAAAAAGAUUUUCUGAUCAUCAUAUAAACGCACUAAAAGAUCUGAUCUGAGUAAAUAGAUGCAGGAUAACUGAGUUCAAACAUACUUCUUUACCUAAUGCCCACACAGAUGAUUUCCACUUAAAUGUGCAGGAUGUGGAAUAAAUUAACUGAGAGAUGAAUUUCAGCAGAACAUGUGAUUUACCUCCACAUUAGAUGUUUCAGUCCAGAAGGACGUGUCCACAGUGGAAAGUAUUUGUUCAUCCAUCCUCUGGUUUCCUGUUUGUGCAGCAUUAUGUCGGUGAAUCCUCCCAGCAGCAACGACGCCUGCCUCAGCAUCGUCCACAGCCUCAUGUGUCACCGGCAGGGUGGGGAAAACGAGGGCUUCGCCAAGCGGGCGAUCGAGAGCCUGGUGAAGAAGCUGAAGGAGAAGAAGGACGAGCUGGACUCGCUCAUCACUGCCAUCACAACCAAUGGCGUCCAUCCUAGCAAGUGUGUGACCAUUCAGAGGACGCUGGACGGACGGCUGCAGGUUGGUAUACCUCCAACAGUUAGCUCUAAUCUUGUCACAUGAUUUUUCUAAAAACCGACCAAACACUAAAUGUUUGUCUUUUUACCGUUAUUUUUAAGAGCUUUAAUGGUCUGUUUUUGUCUGUUUUGGGUUUUUUGGACGAGUCGUCUCAUUGUUGUUGUCUCUUCUUAGGUGGCGGGCAGAAAAGGUUUCCCUCACGUGAUUUACGCUCGUCUGUGGCGUUGGCCCGACCUCCACAAAAACGAACUCAAGCAUGUCAAAUUCUGCCAGUACGCCUUCGACCUGAAGUACGACAACGUGUGCGUGAACCCCUACCACUAUGAGAGGGUGGUGUCACCUGGAAUCGGUACGUCCUGAUUCCUGAACAUCCGUGUGUUUGUUCAUGACUCAUUUCUGAACCUGCUUUUUCAUGUCUGUCUUUGUGUCUCCUCUGACAGUUGGACUGAGCCUCCAGAACCCAGGUGAGUUCAUCUGUACAGUACAAAAGCAAAAACACAGAAAUAAUGCCAUAAAUCACGAACAUUAUUCUCUUAAAACAAAGAUUCACAAACACGAAACAAAAGACAAGGCAAAUGUUUCUGUAAAUUGAAUGUUCAGUGACAGAUUUGAGCAUUUUGUCAAAAUCUUGUAUUUCUCCUUCUCUCUAACUGCUCUUGUGUUCUGUGGAUGCCUCUCUGUGAGAUGUGUUUCUGUCAGCUGUUAUAAAUUUUAAUUGGGAAACAAAGUUUUUGUAUUGUAUUAUAAUGUUUAUUGUAAUCGCUCGUCCUCGUCCUGCAGCGGCUCCAGGCGGGCUGAUCAAAGAGGAGUACAUCCAUGACUGUAUACAGAUGGACCUCCCGCCGGGCAUGCCUCUGUCCGAACACCAGGCCACCAUGAAGCUGCCUCCCCCAGACCACUACGGCCAGCCCCUGCCCCCUCCACAGCUGCCCUCUGAGCCCCACGGACCCCCACCCAUCACCCUAUACACCAACCUACCCGUCUCCCCCAAGGGUGGGUGUCUUUUAUCUUUGACUGUGACUCUUGGAGACAAGUCAGAGACUUAAUUCAGGCCUGAUGUGUCCUCCCAUUCUCCCCCCUCAGUGUCCAGCUCCGGGUCCAUGAUGCCUCUGCAGGGGGGUCACGGCGACGGCCGCCUCCAGACCGCGUCACCACAGGCUCAAGUCAUGACACCGCGACCUCCAACCCCGACUCAGCCCCCUCCUCAUCAACAGGCCGCCCAGCAACAGACUCAGCCCCCCCACCCUCAACAGUCCCCCCACCCUCCGUCUCACCCUCACCCUCACCCUCCAUCUCACCCGCAUGGGCAGAAUGGAUACAACAGCAAUAAACACCCUCAGAGCCAGGCGGCCUUCCACAGUGAGUACGCACACACACACACACACACACACACACACACACACAAAAAAAGGGGGUAAGGAGGGAAAAAAUAGAGGAUGGAGAGGAGUAGAGUAAAGGAAGGAGAAAGGAAGGAAUAGAGGAAAGAAGGAUUUAGAAGGGAAAGUAGGAAAGUAAAGAAGGAUUAAAGAGAAAAGGAGGAAAGACUGAAAGGAAGGGACAUAAAAAGGAAAAGAUGGAGAAGGAAAUAGAGGAAGAAAUGAGGAAGGUCUAGUGAGGAAAGGAAGAGAGGGAAGAAUGAUGGUAAAUGUUAGGACAGAGAAAAAAGAAGGAAAACAGUGGAGAAAUACAGGAUGAAAGGAAUUAAGAGAGUAAAGGAGAGGGAGGGAAGAAAGAAUGGGGAAAAAGAAGGAGGAAAGAAAAAAAGGAUUUGAGGAAGGAAGGGAGGAAGGAAUGGUUGAAUGGUGAUAGGGAAGAAGGAAGGAGGGGAAAUCUAAAAACCAAAAAUAAAAAUAAUAAAUUAAAAGUAAGAAGAUUUCUUGUUUUAACAAAUUGAAUGUUUUCAUCUCUCGUUGAUUUUUUUGUUUUCAUCAGGAUUAAACUUUGAUCGCUGAUGACAGAAAACAUAACUUCAUGUUUUUAACAUUUCCUCUGUCUGUGAUCAGUAAUGUGUUUGUAUUUCGUGUAUUUCAGCAGUGUGGACAGGCAGCAGCACGGCCUCCUACACUCCUGUAGGACCCCAACAGAACGGACGAGGUCACCAACAGCCGCCCCUCCAUCACCCAAACCACCACUGUGAGACUUGAACCUGCUAUGACACAGAAUCACUGAAGAGAAACAUCCAGUUACCAGAAUAAUGAUUACAAACACAGACACUCAGACUGAUGCUCUCUUUUCUCUCUUUUUUCAGGGUCUCAGCAUCACGGCUCCGCCUCCUUCCCUCCGUCUGUGUCCAAUCAUCCAGGUACGAGGUUUCAGCUCCUGGUCUGAACUGUUCUCUUUAGUCACAGACAUGUAACUCUUCACUGUUUCUGCUGUUUUAUAUGAACUCUUUAACUCUUUAAAUUGCUGCCAGAGUACAGUAUUUAUGAUUCCUUCAUCUGUCAGUUUGUCAUCUUUUCUCUGUAGGUCCAGAGUUCUGGUGCUCCAUCUCCUACUUUGAGAUGGAUGUUCAGGUGGGUGAGAUGUUCAAGGUUCCCUCCAGCUGUCCCGUCGUCACCGUGGAUGGAUACGUCGACCCAUCAGGGGGGGACCGCUUCUGCCUCGGCCAGCUGAGCAACGUUCACCGCACGGACGCCAGCGAGCGAGCCAGGUGAGAGAAGAUGAAUACCUUUAAUAACCCAUCUGUUAAAUCCUCCAACUGCAGGAGGUGAACUCUUCUACAGUUACUGAAAUGCACAAACACUCUCAGUUAGCGGUCAUUACUCAAACUAAAAUAUGGGAUUUUAUCCUCCUGAUGUUUCCACCAUCCCACUCAGGCUGCACAUCGGGAAAGGUGUCCAGCUGGAGUGUCGUGGGGAGGGCGACGUGUGGAUGCGUUGUAUGAGCGAUCACGCCGUGUUUGUCCAGAGUUACUACCUCGACAGGGAGGCGGGCCGAGCACCAGGGGACGCUGUUCAUAAAAUCUACCCAGGAGCGUACAUCAAGGUGUGAAUCCUGAUCAAAGAACCUCUUCUAUCAUGUUUAUUUUCAAGCUUUAUUAUUGUCAUUUUGUUAAGCGAGUUCAUCACAGAAAAAGAAAGUCUCUCUCCCAGUUAGAAUGUUUGAUUUUCAGCUGCAAAUAUGUAACCAAAUAAACUUUCGUCAAUGAAAAAUGAACAGAAAUACAUCCCUCCAGCUCACCUGCUCUGCUGCGGAGGUGUAUCAUCCUGUUUCUGUGCAGCUCAUCGGGUUUCUCUGUGUCUGGUUUAGGUGUUCGACCUGCGACAGUGUCACAGACAGAUGCAGCAGCAGGCGGCGACUGCACAGGCUGCAGCAGCUGCUCAGGCGGCCGCUGUUGCAGGAAACAUCCCCGGGCCAGGCAGCGUGGGAGGAAUCGCACCUGCAGUCAGUGAGUGAUCAUGUUACCUGAUGAAGUGUCAGAGUGACUGCAGUGUUGUGAUCGUCACUCUAAAAGGUCCUUACACACUGGGGCCGACACAAAUAUAGAACGCAAAAGUGCGAAAUAUUCGGAGGAGAAUUUUGACGGGCCUGGCUAUACACAUCAAGCCCGAUGCGAUUUUGCGACUUUUCAGAGGGGGAAAAGACGCAUCCCGGGGAAGACUUUUGCUGGGGAAAGUCCCGCCUCCUUCACCUCUGAUUGGCUAGAAAAGCUGGAAACGUCAUCACACGCUCAAGCAAAACGGCCAGCAGUUAUAGCCAAUCAGAGGCGAUAAGAUAAGCAACUAUAACAACUGUUAGCUUACGUUAGCACAGAUGAAAGUUAAAACACACAAACUAUCGUCAUAUGCGAAAUCUGACGCUAUGACUCUCCACAAGUUGUCCUUCAGGUCAUUAUCUUUGUAAUAUUUGUGUCUUUUAUCAAAAAGCACUCUGUUCUCCGACACGUAAACAAUCAGCUGGUCGGCCAUGUUGGAUAUACCGGUGAAUCAGACGUCGCAACAACACGCAAUCUGAUUGGUCAGAAGUGGACACACAGUCUGCGAAACUUUAGAAAAAUCAACCGUGAUCAGAAAAAAUAAAUGCCCCAAUAUUGCAGGACAGGAAAACGUCGCUGAUGUGAACGCUUCUAUUGACAGGAUACGGCAAAAAAUAUUGACGUCUAAAAUAAUCACACGGCAAAAAAGGUCCCGGCCUUAAGUUUGUGAGUUUGUUUAAUCAUUGGUCUUGUUUUGGUUUCCACCCUGAUGCUUUAGGAUGGCUACAGUUCAGACCACCGGUGUGAGCAGCUCUUCUCACGUCUGACUCUCAAAAAUCUAAAGAAUAAAUGUCUUUGCUUUUUUUUCAGCUAGCUGAGCACUGAUCUCAGCCCAAAGUGAAGGGCCUGUAUCUGCUCUUUUUCUGUUUUCUGAAUCGAUAUUGACUUGGAAAAAAAAGAUACUGCACCUGCUUUUAACUUAAAUAUGGUUAAAAUGGUCAAGACAUACACAAUGAGAGAUGAAGGUGAAAUUUCUGACUCCUUACUUUCUUGCUUUCUGUCAGGUCUGUCUGCAGCGGCAGGGAUCGGUGUGGACGACCUGAGGCGGCUCUGCAUCCUGCGGCUCAGCUUCGUGAAGGGCUGGGGGCCAGACUACCCCCGUCAGAGCAUCAAACACACCCCCUGCUGGGUGGAGGUCCACCUGCACCGCGCUCUGCAGCUUCUAGAUGAGGUGCUGCACACUAUGCCUUUAGCAGACCCCGGACCUGCUAACUGAGGACCAAGACCAUGUUCAAAUCCCUGAUCUGGAUCCUCUGAAUGUGCACACACAGACACACGUUAGCUUCAGGCCAAAUAGAUCAAAAAACAAACAAACAAAAAAAAAAUCAAUCAAACACACAUGGAGAUCAUGUUGUAACAAUCAAUGCACACACAUGCACACACACCUUAACCAAAACGUCUGUAGACUCAGACUUUAGAGAGCUGAUGUCUGUGGGACUUUCCCUCCUGUACAAUCAAAACUCUGAAGGGUCAGAUUUUAAAUCCAGUUUUGAAUCAUCUCUGUCCUAAAGACGUUUGUAUGCACUGUAGAAAUCCAGGGAUGUGUUUGAGAAAUCCAGCUCCUCUGUAUGCAAACUGGAUUUCCUCUAGUUGUCCUGCACACUCACUCAUGAAAACACACACACACACAUGUAAAAACCGUGCACGCUUUAACACUCCAGACAGAUAACAGCUUACCUCCGAGACAUGCUGACGGUAAAGAGUCAGCAGCAGAACUGACGUAGAAGUUUGGAUCAUUAAGGAAACCAGUGUUAAUCAUCUCUGUGCUCGUACUGUGCUCCUCACUGUUACUGACCUAACUCUUAGCAUCUAUAGCUCCUGUUACGCUCAGCUCAAGCUAUAUUAUUAUUUUUGUACCAAAAAGAGUAAAAAGCCAAAAACAGUUAGCUUUAAAGUGGUGUUGAUGUUCUCUGUAAUGAAGCAGUGCUACCCUGUAUGUAACCAAAUGGUUGGUGUGAAUCACCAGAACCAGAUUACCUCAUGAUACAGUGCAAACUUUCUUUUCUUAUCGCCUGAAGCGCACACACAUCAUCGCUGACAGGUCCAUCUGUGACGCCCUCUGAAAGCAUCCUGACUCCAACACUGUAUUAAAAGAGCUUUUAUUUCUUAGCUUUAAAAUGCACCACACUGCAGAGUGUACCACAGCACAUAACGGGUUAAACUUACCUCUGAAUCUCCUCUUUUUUCACGUUUGUGUUUUUUUUAUCCAUCCAUCAAUGAUUGAUCGGUUAAAGGACAAAUCUACAAAGAAUGAGAGAAUAAAGGUUCAAAUUUAAAAAUGUGGAAAUCCAAAGACAAAAAAAAAAAAAAAAGUACGAGCAUUAGGGCCUGUUUCCACUUACAGCUUUCUUUACAAACCCAUGCAGCUCAGUCAGCACCUUUACAUGUUAUUAAAAAAAAUAUUUGUUGGGUUUGUCCUACAUGGACUAGAGUUUUAAAAUCUGUCUGUCUGGAAUCACAGCAACUCACGUUUCUAACGUACCUGAACAAAGUGGUUUUGGAUUAUCUCUUAUAUUUAUAUGCCUUAGUUAGACUUAGGCUGGCUGAAGCCUUCUGAGCAUGUUCCACAUGCUGCACAAAACCUUUGGGGUGAUUUAUUCCUUCAAAGCUGUGUAAAAAGCAACACCCCAAACUGUGUCUAACUUUAUGUAACUGUAGCCAAAUAAAGAUUCUCAGUCAGAUGCUGAAUAGCGCUGAAAUAAGGGUUUACUCUAGUAGGAGAUAAAUAAGGAGUUUUUAGAGCUGCUAAUCAUGCUAAGCUAACCUCCGGGUGUGCAAACUGACAGAGUGAAAGAUGAAAAUGAGUACAAGUCCUCUUUAGACAUUAAGCUGCUUAUCUCUCAGCAAUGACAAAGGUUUGCACAAAGGAGAUAUUAACUAUACAGGGUAAUAUUUUCUGAUCCAGAGCUCCUGUGAUUCUAACAGCUCUAUUUCUAUCAGCUGUUUUGAUGUUUUCUUCAAAUAUGAAGUAAACAAAACUAACAAAUGGUCAUCACUGAGAGAAGUGCUGCAGGACAGCUUUUUUUUUAACACUGGAGAAAAAAAUGCUCUGAAAAGGUGGUCAUGGAUGCUGCCAGCACAAAGAAAGCCAUGAAUGGACACAGGCCCUUACACUCCUCACAUUUAGUUUGUUUAUAAAUGAAAACAGUGAUGCAAGGUUUUGGAAAUAGAUGUUGUAUUUAUGCACAUGAAGUAGCUAGCUGACUAUUAUGCAAAUGUUUUCAGUUCUAACCUUCAGGUGAAAUCAAAAAACAGAACGAAAUGUAGAAAAACGCAAAGACCAAAACAGAAAAACAACAAUGAGAGAAAAAAAAUUAAAAAUAAAACUUAAAAGCUUUAUUUUUAAAAGUAUAUGAAUGAAUACAGAAAGUGCAUAAACUAACAACUAACUGCCAAAACAAAGGGAUAUUUUUGUAAAGUUCCUGAUACCUUUGUGUUUUUUAGGUGUAUCAUUUUAACUAAUUCUAUUUAUAAUACAACUGUGGGUCCUGGGAACUGAUGGUUUUUUAAAUCAUUUUAAUCAGUAAUUAAUUUUAAAAAGUGCAAAACCAAGAUUUAAGAUGUGAAAAGAUGUUUUUUUGAAAAAUCUGCUCAUUUUGUAUCUGAUUACAGCAACAUGUUAAAAAAAAAAACAUUUGGAGUUGACUGAGUUCAUGCAGUGAUUUCCACUCCAGAGUCCUGUCUGUUUUUAAUGCAGAGCUGACUGAGGGCCUGAAGAUCAGGACCACCCAGUCUUGGUUUUGGUCCUUAUCCCUUUGUACACAAAUUUCUCCAGAUUCUCUAAAUCUUUGAAUGAUAUUAUGUUCUGUAGAUGAUGAAAUCCAUUCAUUCCUUCACAUUUGACACUCAGGAACAUUAUUCAGAAACUGUUAAACUAUUAGCUCAGUCUCUCACAAAGUCAUGAUCCUCUUCCCAUCUCUCAGCCUCUCUGAAUGUCCUUUAACCCGUUUGUUGUUUCUCUGAGCAGAUUUUUUAAUUAGACAGUUGGAUAGGUCGUCUUUGUGCUGUUUUUGAUUGAUUAUUGACUUGAACUGGUUUAUAAACCAUCACAGUCUGUCCUCAUAAACCUACAGAGCCACAGCUAUGAUGGAACUGAGUUUGUAUAUUUCUUCCUGUAGUUUCUGAGCCUCAGCAGACUUGUUUGUUAUACUGGGUCCCGUCUUUUCCUCUCCACACUCGUCGGUGCUGCUCUGGUUGAUACUUUGAUUUAAAUCCAGACGAGGGUAAUCGUAUUACGGGUUUGUGUGUUUGGAGUCAGGAUGUUUCACUGUCAGUUAAACUUGUGGUUCAGCUGCUUUACAAACUUCAUGAACAUUUAUGCAUUUAGUGAUAUUUGUGCCUUUUGUUGUCGACAGUAGAUGCACCAACACUGGACUGUGCGGCGGACACGGAGCGUGUCUGUUCACACGAAGAUUCAUGUCGUGGUUGUUGAUGGUUUUCUGUGUUUCCCUCAGGUAUCUGUGAUGAUCUCACCGUGUGUCAGAGACAGAAAUAUGAACACACACUCACGUUACCUGAUGUUACAGUUAUUUAUUGCCUUAGUCUUUGUGAGUGUAAAAUAUGAACGCUUGGCACUAUUUUAACCUUAGCAUAGACGACACUAAUAGAUGUCAUAUUUAUCUGUUCUCCUCAGCCCUCAGUCAGGGAACUGUUUAAAAGGCUUUCUCACAUCUUCAUCAUAAUUUUCACCAUUUUCAUUGUCAUCAGAGGAUCACCUGACCUCUUAACAAUCACUGAUUUCACCUCCAUGAUGGAAAACAUUUGCAGAAAAAACACAAGAAUCAAAACAACUGAAACAAAGAUUCAACAAUUUUUAGUGGGCUUAUAAACAGGAGUUUGAUGGUCUGACGUUUGUUCAGUUCCUUCACAGAUGUCCUGGUUUUACAGCCGUCUGAGGCUUAAACAAAAGUACGGUGUCCUAUUAGUACCAAAAAAAUAAACAGACAUGUCAGUUUGAUCAGGAAUUAAAAAGGAGACAAUUUUAGGGUGCUGUUAGAGAAAAAAAAAAAUAUAUAUAUGAUGCAGUUUUAUGAGCAAAUCAACAGAAUAAAGCUGUAAAUUUAUGUUUAAAAAAUCAUGAUUUUAGCCUUUGGUUGGACUUCAUUCAUUUCGGUUGGACUUAUUCUAUGCAUUAAAUACAAUCUCGAUAUUUUUUAAGAAUUUCGGUAGAACCAGAAAAAGACAUCAUGAAAUCAUUUAAAAUGAUUAAAAUUAUACUUUUUAAUUUUGGCCUGAUUUCCUUCAAAAAAAAUGCAUUUUAACGGCUCUGAUUGAUGCCAUGAUUUCUAUGUUUCCUUAAAAUAAUAUGAAUUUAUUUGGUUUUAGUUUGUGUUGAUGGCCUUUUUGUAAAUUUUUGAUUAACCCAUAUUAACCCUAUAAUCCCUAAAAGUGAAGGUCACAUUUAUCCAUUUGAGGCUGAACUGCAAAGACUUAAAAAGACUGUUUUUUUUUUUCUGCACCGACAGACCCAGAGAUUUUUAUUUUUGGGAAUUAAACAAAGAAAAUUCUGAUUUGUUUAUAAAGUAUUUUUAAAUUUCUAUCAGACCUCUUCUUGUUUCUUCAAGAGUUCACAGUAUUCCAUAAAAAUGUUGACCCAUUCAGUUUGAAUCUUUGUUAAGAGUUUUGCUUCUGCUCCUCCACCCUUUGGUUCAUAAGCAUGUUUAAAGUCUUUGCUUUAAAAGGAAGGAGACAGUUCACUAUGUAUCACUCUGACAACACUUUGUAAUAAAACACUUCAAAAUGAUGGAGAAACGUUGACUGAUCAAUGAAAUCAACUUAAUCUGCUGAUGUUGGUUCAGGACCUCCUGGGCUUAAAAAAAGACUCAUUGACAGGACUUUUUGAAAGUGUUGGCAUGGAUAGAAAGUGUUAAAACAGACUCUAGAUGAUGUUGUUGGAGGUAGAUGAUUCUCAUGCAUCACAUCAUUUUACGCAAAUCCAAACCUCUGCUGGGUUUAGACGAGUCGAAGUUCCUUAUAAGAGCUUUAACACAAAGGCUUUAUCUUGAGGUCCACUAAUGAGAAUUACAGCUUUAACUCAUUAGAUAUUAACCCCAAAUACACAGAAGAAUAAACUUAACCAAUCAUAAUUGAGGUCGACAUUUUACCAACAAAACUGCCUCUGAAAGAAUUUCGGUGACUGUUUGUCAUUCAUGCAGCUGUUUUACUGUAAACUCAGAAGUUUUACUGUAAACUCAAGUUCUACUGUAAACAGAAGUUUUACUGUUAACCUAGAAGUUUUACUGUAAACUCAGAAGUUUUAUUGUAAACGUAGAAGUUUUACUGUAAACGUAGAAGUUUUAAUGUAAACAGAAGUUUUACUGAACAUUAUUACCUUGUGGGAUGAAGUAAUAAUCUUGAGUUCGCAAGUAAAGAUCUUGUAGGAACGAUUUAUUAACUUGAGCCCCCUAAUUUUAUUAUUGGUGAAGAUAUUUUCUUCAAGGGUUUUUAUCUAGAGUGUGCAAGCUAUUAUCUUGUGGGUUUAAGUUAAUCAUCUUGUGCACUCACUGUGAUAAUCGUGUGCGUACAUGUAAAUAUCUUGCAAGACUUUGCACAAGAUAACUUGCUACCACCAGAUUAUUUUAUUGAGUGCCCAACUUCGCUCUUUAUUAUCCUGUGAAAUUGUUAACUUGUUCACAGAAGCUUUUGUGUUUGUGUGAGCAAGAUCAUACCUCCUGUGCACACAAGUUAAGAUUUUACAUUUCUUAAACAAGAUAAGUUGUUUAUGUAAGAUAAUUAUGUUCAUAAUAGGUUUCUUCUUCCCCCUAAACACAAGAUACGUAACAUCUUGUCCAAGAAAAUAGCACAUGUCCACAAGAUUAAGUUAUUUUUAUUUUCCAGUGAAAACAUCAAAUCAUCUCGCUCAUAAAUCAUCUCAUCAACUGUUCCAGAUGAUGAAGCUAAACUGAAAAUAAACUGAGAAGUUUAAUUUGCUACCUUAGAAUAUUGCUAUUUUUAUUUUGUAGUUAUUUUUUUGUAAAAAUGUGCUGCUCUUGUAAUGUUGACUGUACAUGAAAAUGAAAUAAACCUAUGGCACUGUCAUAUUCAAACUCA
Xyrichtys novacula (pearly razorfish) is the source of this 15765-nucleotide messenger RNA. Lineage: Eukaryota; Metazoa; Chordata; Actinopteri; Labriformes; Labridae. The record is from the annotation of a GenBank genome assembly.